Lodderomyces oxycetoniae is the source of this 822-nucleotide messenger RNA. RefSeq lists its product as uncharacterized. Gene Ontology annotation, biological process: proteasome assembly. The record is from RefSeq and is a predicted model, not a curated record. The transcript is spliced from 2 exons. Lineage: Eukaryota; Fungi; Ascomycota; Pichiomycetes; Serinales; Debaryomycetaceae. Bases 1 to 822 code for a protein of 273 amino acids.
AUGCUCAUUAAACCAAUCACAGAAGUAAGGAAUCCUCGUCAUACUCUUGAUGAUGACGAUUUGAGUAAUGCCCAACCUUGCCCAUUUCCCGAGAUCAGGGUUGUUCUAGAUGCAUCAUCCAAUGAUUAUGAUUAUAUUUUUGUUGUUCCACAUACAAUGAAAAUCUUGCAAACAGAAUUGACCAAGAACCAUGUUGUUGUCGGUAAUAUCAUUGUUGAUUAUCAUCAACUAUACAGUUCUGUCGAGAAGGAGAGCGCUACUACAUACGAUGAAGAUGAGCAGUUAUAUGAGGCAAUGAAGCAUGAAAGUUUAAAGUCUAGAUUUCCUCCUAAACUUGAGCUCCCUAUUUACCUAACCAAGGGGGUCCUCUCCAUUGUUGUCCCGCAUUUCGAAAAUGUUAUAAUCUACAACUUAUUGGCCAGGCAAGUAGUUAAACAUCUUGAUUUGAACAAAGAGUGGAUUUUGCUUGCGCCGUCAAACUUGAACAAUAACCAAACCAUUAAUAAACUACAAUUGUAUGCCGAUAAUGCCAACCCCGUGAUAAACAAUGUUCCAUUGUUAAGGCCACCACAUGUGAUUACUGGUUUCUGUGCUGCCCUUUUAUCUCAAUUGAACAUUGUUGAAGCACCUCUUGCCACGGCAUUAGUUCUAGAUUCCGAAGGUCCGUUAGGGUUUGAAAAGUCGGAUAAUGAUGCAAUUGUUGAUACCGCAACUGUUUUAAGUUCACUUUUCAAUAUAAAAAAUGGGGAGGAGUAUGUGAAAAAUGUCAGUUUGAAAGUGAGGAAACUCAACGGAUACUCCAAUCUAGGAAUGUACAUAUAA